AUGCCUCGCAACACCCUCUACGUUACUGGAUUCGGUCCCGGAGUUCGUGCCAGGGACCUUGCCUUCGAAUUUGAGCGUUUCGGUCGCCUCGUUCGCUGUGACAUCCCCGCUACACGUCACCCUUCGGCUCGUGCGUUUGCUUUCGUCGAGUACGAGGAUGACCGUGAUGCGGACGAUGCCUACAAUGAUAUGCACGGUCGCAGGCUAGGAAGGGAUGUCCUGAACGUUGAGUGGGCUCGUAAUAACCCUUCUUCCUCUUGGCGCCAGGACGGUCGCGGACGUCGCAGUUCCCCUCGUCGUUCUCGUCGUGGACUCCCCGACUCUUCCCGCUCUCCUCUUCCCCGCCGCGGGUCUCGUGGUGGUGACGACGAGCGCGAUCGCGGACAUGCGCGUUCUCGUUCUCGCAGCAGGUCGAGGUCGCCCAGGAGAGACUACAGCCCUGAAGACAGGGGAAGGUCUAGGUCUAGGAGUGCUAGGGGUGGAAGGUCGCCCAGGUCUCCUAGGGAUGACAGGGAAGGUGAUGUGAAGAUGUUGGACGAGCCCGCUGGUAAGGAUUUUGUACCAACUCAAGUUAUUCUGAUUGCUAACAUCUCCUUAGGUGAUCGCAGUCCCGGGGACCGCAGCCCUCAUGAUGAGAGGGAUUAA
This is a messenger RNA of Saitoella complicata NRRL Y-17804, 645 nucleotides long. RefSeq lists its product as uncharacterized. The record is from RefSeq and is a predicted model, not a curated record. Gene Ontology annotation, cellular component: nuclear speck. The transcript has 2 exons. Gene Ontology annotation, molecular function: RNA binding. Gene Ontology annotation, biological process: mRNA splicing, via spliceosome. Bases 1 to 645 code for a protein of 214 amino acids. Lineage: Eukaryota; Fungi; Ascomycota; Saitoellomycetes; Saitoellales; Saitoellaceae.